AUGAGUAAUUUUACAACUCAGGGCUUCUCAAAACGAUUGAGAAGCCAAAUUCCAUAUUAUCAGGCCUCAAAUAAAGAAAUAAGCGACGAUCUUAAGCUUAUCGGCAUUGAUUUAACUUGCCCAGUUGAAACUUUCCCCAAUGAUAACUUACCGAAGCCUCGCAAAAGACCUCGGCUGCCUAUUAUUGACGAGGAUCAAGAAGAAAAUGAUGCUAUUGAUGGUCUUUCUGCAUUAAUUUUAGUAAAAAAUAAGACUAAAAAACCUAUAGUACCCGAACAAACUGAAACGAAAAAGGAAGGAAAGCCAGCUCAGGUGCCCAAAGAAGAGGUAAAAGCGCCGCCACCACAGCAAAGAUAUGACCUCAGAGCACUCCAGUUAGCCCAAAUGCAGCAGUAUUUGCAGAUGAUGAGCAUGCAGUCAAAUGCAUUUAUGUCUACAGGUGAUUGACGAAAUCUUAAUUAUCCAAUACAAUAUCAGUAUAGAAUGAAUCCAAAUUAUGUAUAUAAUGCUAUGUUGAGUCGAAAAUCUGGAAUUCAUAUAAAAAUUGCACAUAUGAUAUCACAGCAUCAAAAUCAGCUAAAUAGAAAUAAUGCGAUUUAA
Blepharisma stoltei is the source of this 600-nucleotide messenger RNA. The record is from the annotation of a GenBank genome assembly. NCBI's taxonomy places the organism in Eukaryota, Ciliophora, Heterotrichea, Heterotrichida, Blepharismidae.